Messenger RNA from Xiphophorus hellerii (green swordtail), 5210 nucleotides. It is a transcript of the gene rnf24, whose product is annotated as ring finger protein 24. The record is from RefSeq and is a predicted model, not a curated record. Gene Ontology annotation, molecular function: zinc ion binding; ubiquitin protein ligase activity. Gene Ontology annotation, cellular component: endomembrane system. The coding region runs from base 456 to 905 and encodes 149 amino acids. NCBI's taxonomy places the organism in Eukaryota, Metazoa, Chordata, Actinopteri, Cyprinodontiformes, Poeciliidae. The transcript is spliced from 6 exons. Gene Ontology annotation, biological process: proteasome-mediated ubiquitin-dependent protein catabolic process.
GUGGGAUCUACCCACUGGUGGUAGUGGGCGAGUAACCGCGUACGUGCAAGUCGUGCAGACUGCCAAGGACGAUUGUCGGUAGCCAGAAACGUGAGUUUUCUCUUCGUUAACCGCGAACCCCUGCUUCAGUAAAAUUCAUCCACUAGGGACCAUCCACCUUCUCGAGUUCGGACCAGUUUAUUUUAAGCGAUCGGAUCCUCCAGUAGCAGCAGAACGUCACACAGACCUACAGACAGACAGACUGACGGACGGGUGGAGCGGAGCUGUGUUGUGUGAUGAGGAGGAGGUAGCCUCGCCGCCAAGCUUUGCGUAACAUCCAGAUAAGAAGAAGGGGAAAUUUUUUGUCGUUUGGACUGCUUUCAGUUUGCUUUCAGUAACAGUCUGGUUUUGUGAAGAAACACACAGCAGAGAUCUAAAGCUACUAAAGGAGCUGAAGGGGAAAUCACCGAAUAUCCAUGAGCUCCGAUUUCCCACACUACGGUUUCAAGAUGCCAAAUAUAGGGUUCCAGAACCUUCCUCUUAAUAUCUACAUUGUGGUCUUUGGGACAGCCAUCUUUGUCUUCAUCCUCAGCCUCCUCUUCUGCUGCUACCUGAUCAGGUUACGGCACCAGGCACACAAAGAGCUAUAUGCAUACAAACAAGUCAUUCAGAAGGAAAAAGUCAAAGAGCUAAACUUGCAUGAGAUUUGUGCGGUGUGCUUGGAGGAGUUCAAACAGAAAGAUGAGCUGGGGAUCUGUCCAUGCAAACAUGCCUUUCAUCGGAAGUGCCUCAUUAAGUGGCUGGAGGUGAGGAAAGUGUGCCCGCUGUGCAACAUGCCCGUCCUGCAGCUCGCCCAGCAGGCCGGCACCACGGAGCCCCCCCUGCCCGUCCAGCAGCCCCUGCCUGGCGCCGAGAACCUGGUGUAGCGGAUGCUGAGCCCCUCUCGGAAAGCAGCCAGCGGACACACAACAAACCACAUCCCAACGCUCACACUCACACCUUAAACAGGUACCCUUUGGUGGGAGGGUGUGAACUGACACAAACUGGAAUAACUGAGCAGAAGCUCACAAAAACUGAGAGUCCUCGGUCGUCAUCACCUCUUUUUAUUUUUGCAUCAGUUACAAAAAUAAAAAAAGGAUUUCCUUUAUGUCAGCACCAAGUGGCUGAUAAUCAGCUGUUCUUUUUAUUUUAUUGUAUUUACUUCAUGGACGAUGAAUCUAGAAGAAGUUUCUUUUUGUUACUUUUUCACAACCAAAGCGCUUUUCUGGAGGGCACCAGCAAAAGACGAGGAAGAAGAAAACGCAAAAGCCAAGAACUUCACUACACUAAGAUAUAUAUAUAUAUAUUUUUUGUUUCAUUUAAAAAGCACUUUAUGAGAAGGCGAAAUCUUGAUUGCUUAGGCCUAAGGUCAUGUGUUAUAUUUUAUUUCUUCCUCUUUUCCGUGUACAAAGCAGAUGAACAGGUUUUAAAACAUUACAGAUCUACAUAAAUCUCAAAGGGACAACUCUGGAACAGUUUUGUCUGCUUAAAUGUGAAACGUUUGAAUGGUAGUGUUACCAUUACCCAGGCACCACUCUGACUAAUCCAGUUGUCUGCAAAAUUUAGAUUUCAAGUCAAAAAUAUACGUUCUAACCCAAGGUCUUUGAGCUGUUUAAUAGAAGUAAUGCUUCUAGUUUUUCAUUGCCCUUUUUUUCUGUAUUAAUGUCAUCAGAUUAAGGUUCAUGUAUUUCACAGAUGAAAGCAGGAGACUUUUAAGCAAAGCUGUGAAAGUCACUUCACGGAUCCUGCAACAGAAUUGAUUUUCUGGAACACAACAGAAUGAAAAUGAAAUCUUCCCUCAAAAUAUGCUGUAGUGUCAGCUAUUUCAUCUCUCUUGCCACAAAUGUGUAAAUCUAUUUAUUGUCACUUAUUUUCUUUUUUUUUUUUUAUUUCUUUUCUUUUUUUUUUUUUUUCGGUACCUCUGCUUUUAGGAGCACGAGUCAGUGAACUGGCACCAGCACCACCAGUCCUGGCCUCAGCGUGUAAUCAGCAUAUCCUUUUAGUGGACGCACAUACACGCACAUAAGGGAGCAGCUGGAGCUGACCCUCCUUUCUCUCAGCUACACUGCCAUAGUCAGUGGUCAGCAGGUUGGAGUGAACCAGGGUUUUCAUUCAUGCAAACACACAUUGCAGUUUAUCCUUUUUUCCUGCUUUUUCUCUGCAGUCUUCUGGUGCUUUCGCCUCCCCCCUCCUUUCUGUAUCGGUACAACGUGCUUUUGUUUCGUGCCACACGUACUUCAGCUCUGAGCCGUGCUUUUGUGGAUACAUUUUGUCCUCUGGUUAGCUGAAUUUGGUGAAUUAGUUGAAAGGCCUCGCUGUGAACUUCCCCCCCUGCCCCCAUCCCCUCCUGGUAACAUUGGUGGGUUAAAAUAGCUCACUGAGGUUUGGUAAUGAAGUGUUUUGUUGCUUCGGUUUGGUAAUCAGCGGGAUUUUUAGAGAGCAUAAUGAUAGCUUUUUUAACUGAUAGUCCUUACAGCAUGUUGUAAUCAACCACAAGAUGAUGAUAAUGUGAAAUCAGAAGUUUGUCACCCAUCAGAGCUGAUAAUACUCACAUUGGACACCUACUGUCCUGUCAGUAAAACAAAUGAUACAUUCUGUAUCUUGUGAUCAUCUAUUAUUAGGCCAUGGCCACAGUUAUCUGCUUCUCAGAAAUUACCACUCACUAACAUUUCAUUCCCACACACUUGCAAUUUAUGGUUAUGACUGAAUUAUCUCUUUUGCAUGCCUAAGUAACUUGUGACCACACAGUGAUACUUUUCCCACAAAUGUUACUGGGAGCGCCGCUCAUUCCACAGCGACGGACCGAAGAUAAGUUUGAGACAGGCUGUCAAACAAUCUGUGAACUGACCCGUUUUAAGGGAAAUGAGAGCUAUUUCUCUACAAAAGGAGCUCCUAAUGGUAAAUAACAUUAGACUAUAUCUGCAUGUUGUUGCAGUAGUCUUCAUGUCCCAUUAUCUUUUCAACAAAUAAAAAUCUGAAAAGUGAGUUGUUUGCAUUUGUAUUCAGCCCCCCCAGUCAUUCAUAGUCACUUUUCUGUGCAGCUGUAAGUUUUUGUGAAUCUAUUUAAACCUCAUUUUUGCUGAUGUUGAUGAAUCUGCUUUGAUCUAAACCACAGGUGUCAAACUCAAGACUUGCUGGCCAAAUCAGGGAAUCUGUACUCUUGAUCAUCACAUAAACUGAACUCUAACAUAACAGUUGUGUGCUUAAACAUUGUUUCAUCAGUCGAAUCGAAUCAGUUUUCGUUUGAAUAUGUCCAAAUUAAGUCAAUGUAAAAAUUGUUACAUUAUAAGCAGUACUAAUCAAACACAGUUGAAAGCUGUAAGAUUUUAAGUUUGUUAAUGGGUAGUUUUACAUUCUGCCACAGCUUUGAGUUGUCCUUUUGAGGACAACUCAAAGCGAUCUUGAAGCGGCCCAAAACCAAAAUGAGUUUGCCAAUCCUGAUCUAACAUUAUUUAGUGGUAUCAGAGAAAAGGGGGAUGAAUAUAAAUGCAUACCACACUUUUCUAGACUUGUCUUCUACUUUGUGCCGGUCUAUCUCAUGACAUCCCAAUCAAACCUGUCAAAAAUGUUGCUUUCAGUCUUCUAGGGGUAUGAAUACUUUGGCACGUUGACAUCAGUGACAUCAGACAUCGUUCUGAAUCGCCAGAUAUCAAUCUCACAAGUCACUGAAUUUGUCUUUAACACCAUCUUGGUCCUAUUUUCCUUUUGGUAUUCCUUUGCAUUCUCACCACAAAGCAAUGAUCUCAACAAAGUGUCUCUGGCUUUCAGUUAGAAAAGCAUUGCUACUCUGACGAAUGUCUCUGCCGAAUGUCAGUCAACACACAGAGGACUGAACCUUUCCUAGAUGAAAAUGUCGGCCGAGACGCUGGCAUUAACUCAACACGGAACAAUUAACACUAAAAUUUACCGAGAAUCUUUGCAUCCAUUUUAGCCUUAGUUGAACAAAAACAGUUGCAAUAACAAAGGAAUAUGUAUUUCAUUACAUCUGUGGUGAACAAAAUGACUGCGAUGCCUUUCUUCUAGCUUGGUGUGUGAUGUGUUUUGGACAUGAAGAGUCUGGGACUGUUAAUGUUGCAGCAUGAGGGAGCAGAUCUUCCAUUUUACCGCCAUCCAUACAACCUGACUCUCUUCCAUUCUAACAACUCAAGUCUUAAAGCUUUGUUUACUGAUCUGCCUAUGGAUCUCACAUUAGAAGGAAAUGUUUACUGUGAAUGCAUGCUGCUUUGCAAACAUUUUCUCUCACCCUUUGCUCAGUGUAAGGCGUUACUGUUACAGGAUGAAUUUCCACUAGAGUCCUUCAUCUAGACCCCACGGCAGCUAGCGCUUGCUGCCAUUUGUCCACCUUUGUCGUUGGUUAUUAGACAUUUUCCCCACACAAGCCUCCCUGUUUUCCUGCCGCUCGCCGUCCUGAUAGUGCCAACCAGACAUGAAAUGUUAGGAAUUAAAGAGAGUGCGUGUGACGAUAGAGGAAAAAAAAAUGGGGCUGAAGAGCGCAGUAAGAAAUGUCUUCCCACCGCUGAAAUCAUCCCUGACGUCAGCGUUGCCUUGGACUGAGCUGUUAUAAAUAGACACCCAGUCAGGAGCACCGUUAGACAUGAAUAAUUUACUGAUAACCACAGAAGAAAAGGGAGUUAUUGAUCACGACACCGUUUUAUGGCAGGUAGUGUUCAUUUUGACAGGAAAAAAAGAAGAAGAAGGAAACCCAAUGAAAUUUUAUUUUGCUGCUUGAAUCUCUUCAUGUUUUCCAUGGUUGGUUUUAGCAACCAGACCAUUUAGGGUUUUAAUCUCUUAUCACUGCCUUGUUGAAGUGAACCUGUGUUGUUUGUAUUGUGUAUUUAUUCCUCUGUAGCUCUUACAAACUCACAAAUAACUUCCUCCUCCCUCUUGUCCAAACAAGCCGUUUUACCUUUUCCCUUGAAUUCCCCUCACUUUUCCCUCUUUUUUUUUUAACACUGAUUAUGUUUGUGAAGUCUCACAGACAUUGUUUGUAAAACUAAGAAUUCUGCAGCAGAAUAUUUUUGGAGACUAUAUGCUGUACAGUAUUUGUAAGCUCUAUUUUUGUAUAUUGCUCUUUUGGGAAAAAACUAAAAUGAGUUUUCUUUUUCUUUUUGCUAAUUUCAUGUUUAUUCAUUUAAAGAAAAUGUUGCAUGUGACUGACUUGAACUGUAAAUAAAAUUUCCAGGUUUUGGAAA